Messenger RNA from Cataglyphis hispanica, 3832 nucleotides. It is a transcript of the gene RSG7, whose product is annotated as regulator of G-protein signaling 7. Gene Ontology annotation, biological process: intracellular signal transduction; regulation of G protein-coupled receptor signaling pathway; G protein-coupled receptor signaling pathway. Bases 1751 to 3319 code for a protein of 522 amino acids. The transcript has 11 exons. The record is from RefSeq and is a predicted model, not a curated record. Lineage: Eukaryota; Metazoa; Arthropoda; Insecta; Hymenoptera; Formicidae.
GUAUAUUUUUAUUUUUAGAGUAUAAUAAUAUGAAUUUCUUUGAAUAGAGAAGGUAAAACUCGAGAACUUCAACAGGUCGCGUAAUAUUAGAAGAGUGCUUUGUUUCGGCGCAGCCGCGUCUUUUUAUUUAUCGAUUCUGUUACCCGCCAUCGCUCGACGAUAGGAUUUCGAUCUUCAUCUUCGGCUUUCGAUAACACUAAGCGACAUUCGAAACCUGCGCACUUGCAGCCUCAACAUGAGGCUCUGUCAAUUUAACGUGCGCACCUCUUAGGAAACACAAACCGCUGCGUAAAUCGUGAAGGCGCGCGCACGCUUCCACCCCCAGCUAUCUUGACCUGAUCUUCACUCGGGUCAACACGCGAGCCAUCGGGAGGUGCGAGUGUGCACAUCGAAUAGUAAAUGUGACUGCUCUUUUGUGUUGUCAUUCUCCGAGUAUCCGGACGAUCGUUUCGCGCCCGUUCCUCGUCCUCGCGUCAUCUUUUCUCCAAGUGCAAACAGAGAUGAAUUUGGACGUUUGGAAAACACUCGGUUAAAGAGAGUAUAGGAGAUUUUGUGAUUCCUAAAUGCAACUAUGAAGAUAGUUUGCUAUUCUCCGAGAAGAAUGCUUGUGUUGUGACGCAUGGUGGAAGGAUUGCACGCGUGACACUUCCAAGUUGGAUGCUGUAAACUCGCUAAUACUGUCAUCGAUCAUCAUUGUACUCAUCGAGAAGAGGACGAAUUUCGACAGAGAAGCACAUUGCGCGAAUUUACAGCGCUUAUGCAUACAAUGGGGAUCGCAUCGAUAAAUCUCGCGCUAGACAGCGCGUGAAUUUCGCGCGAUUUGAGAACGGAUCGGUGGGUCAAGGUGUUACAAUUGAGGUAGGUCUGUAUUUAGAAGCGGAGUAUCGAUUUCUCGGAUGUUUUUAUUUUAUUAAUAAUUGCGAUUUAUAACGAUGAGAGCGUCAGAGUGCGGAAUUGGUGCGUAAUUUAGCUUUUUUGUUUUUCCUUUGUAUCUUUAUUCAAUGCUAUCCAAGAUUGACUGAUGAGAGACAAUAUCCUACCGCUAUCCCCCUUCCGAGCGGACAGAAAGACAAGUAUUCAUGGAGAAGGGGUAGCUAGAAAGGAUAAAUAUAGAAUAUCAUCUCGUAUGUCAAUUUUGGCCAACAUUGAGUGGCAACUUAAAAAUUGCCGACUCUUCGAUAUUUUUAUUUAAAAAAAUUGCUUCUUUAAAUUAAAGUCGAGAAAUAUAUAUAAAUAAAAAAUAAUUUGUUAAGGCUCUGGAACACAUUUUCUGUAUCAUAAUUGUAUAAAUAAUUAGCCGUCAGAUCGAUGUUGCAAAAACUUUGCUCACGCGAGAAAAAUUGCGCAAAGGUAUCGAGAUCUAUAUCUUAAGAAAACUGCGGUAUUUUGCAUUAUUAUCCGCUAAACAUAGUGUGCGAUAAUAUAAGGCCAUGUUUGAUGUAUAAUGUUAAUUUCAAAUAUAAAUACUCUUAGUUAUUAAAUUUGCAAGAGAAAAUAAAAAGAAAUACGUCAGAUUUAAUGUAAAAUGAUAUAUUUCAAUAAGUUAAUUUAGAAUCUUUUUUUUUUUUUUAAUUUAUUCUGAAUUUUAUUUUUACGUAAAAUCGAACUUGAUCGAUUACUACAUCGAUGAUUACGCUUUAAUUAAUGAUAUUUUAUUUGCUUUAUAUUGAAACGCUGUGUUUUUCUUCCUUUCUCUCUUUCAUCUCUUUAUAUUCAAUUGUAUGGGAACGUUGUAUCUCGUAGGGUGGAUAUGGUAACUAUGAACUCCGAAAAAUCGGCUUGCCGCCGAAAACCAGUGGAGAAGGGUAGCAGCAGUAGCAGUAGCGGCAAAAAGACAUCCGAGCAUGUCGAAAAAUCGGAUAAAAAGAAUGAGGACGUUCGUAUGAACGAGUCUCCGGAUUUAUCGCCCAACACCCCCACCUACAACGUCACUGCCUCUUGCGCCGAAGACACCCCUAAUUACCUUGUCUACAAGAAGAUGGAGUCGAUUGUGGAAAAAAUGUUAGACGAAUUUACUGGUGUCCCUGUGAAGACAGUCAAGACUUUUAUGACAAAGACACCUUCUGUUUUCACAGGUACAGAUCUUAUAGCAUGGAUGAUGAAAAACAUGGAUAUAGAUGAUCAAGAAGCUCUUCACGUGGCUCAUCUUAUGGCAUCCCACGGAUAUUUCUUUCCUAUCGACGACCACUGCCUUACCGUAAAGAAUGAUAAUACAUUCUACAGGUUUCAAACGCCCUAUUUUUGGCCAUCAAAUUGUUGGGAACCUGAAAACACUGAUUAUGCUGUCUAUUUAUGCAAAAGGACAAUGCAGAACAAAACGCGAUUGGAGUUGGCGGACUAUGAGGCGGAGAACUUAGCUAGAUUACAAAAGAUGUUUUCGCGAAAGUGGGAAUUUAUUUUUAUGCAAGCAGAAGCGCAGAGUAAAGUUGACAAGAAGAGGGACAAAUUAGAAAGAAAGGUCUUGGAUAGCCAAGAAAGAGCCUUCUGGGAUGUACAUCGGCCAUUGCCUGGAUGUGUAAAUACUACAGAACUGGAUAUUAAGAAGGCUUGUCGCAGUUAUAAAUCUGUUGUACAACCAAGUAAGCAUUUGCAACUGGGCAUUGCAGGUGGCAAAAUAUCGCCGUCUACGGAAUCGAAUGCAACAUCAUCGAUAGAAUUUUUGCAGAGGCAAAUUGAGACUCUGAAAGACAGACUAGACAGAACGGUCAUCAAAGUUUCGAAAGUUGCAGAAGCUUUGAUCGGAUACUUUGAGCAGUACAUGGAAUACGAUCCCUUUUUCACUCAACCCGAGUUAACAAAUCCAUGGAUAUCUGAUAGUCCGGAAAUGUGGGAGCAGGAAAAAUUAGCGAAAGAAAUAUCUACAAGAAGAGUAAAGAGAUGGGCGUUCAGUCUUCAAGAACUCCUGCGAGAUCCUGUCGGUAGAGAACAAUUUAUACGCUUUUUAGAUAAAGAAUUUAGCGGCGAGAAUCUCAAAUUUUGGGAGACCGUUCAAGAAUUGAAAACUUUACCACAGAAAGAUGUCCAGACUAAAGUCGAAGAAAUAUGGCACGAAUUUUUGGACACGGACGCCAGUUGUCCAAUCAAUGUCGAUUCUCGGUCUUACGAAAUAACAAAAAAGAAUCUCGAAAAAGCGGAUCAAUGGUGUUUCGAUGUUGCUGCGGCACAUGUAUAUCAUCUGAUGAAGAGCGAUAGUUACUCGAGAUAUUUACGUUCGGAAAUGUAUAAAGACUUUCUUAACGGAUCCAAGAAAAAGACUUCCGUGAAAGGCAUUCGUUCCAUUGUUUCCUUCACAGGAAGAAGAGACACUACAACUUCGUAAUCUGCCAAUAUUUCUUACGCUUGGUACAUAAUCUCUACUUGCCAAUUUGUUUUUUCUUUGUCUCCAUUAAACAUUGCACAAAAUUAACGAGGAGAUUUUGAGGUUUGAAAAGUGCUUUCUAUUUAAAACAUUAUCAAAAAGUCAUAUGCUUGCCACAUUCAUUAUACAACAAAAGGAAUUGACUACAAAUCAAUUCUUGUAUUUGUCCAAUAUUUUGCAUCGAUUGUUUAUAAUAUUCAUCUAAUUGUGAUCUUGUUAUCGAUUUCAAAUAAUUUUGACAUGAUGAUUUUGAAUUUAUAUUUAAAACAUUUAAAUAUUUAACAUUAAGGAGAGAAAACAUCCAAAAUAUGGCAUGCAAUCAAAUUUUUACUACAAAAACAUUUCAAGUUUACAAAAUAUUGCUGUUUGUGGGAAGCAUAUCUUUUGUUAUAUAUAUAUGUAUAUAUAUAUAUAUAUAUAUAUAUAUGUAUAUAUAUAUAUACAUAUAUAUAUAUAUAUAUAUAUAUAUAUAUA